Zymoseptoria tritici IPO323 is the source of this 1380-nucleotide messenger RNA. RefSeq lists its product as uncharacterized. The record is from RefSeq and is a predicted model, not a curated record. Gene Ontology annotation, biological process: L-glutamine catabolic process. The transcript has 2 exons. Gene Ontology annotation, molecular function: glutaminase activity. The coding region runs from base 1 to 1380 and encodes 459 amino acids. Lineage: Eukaryota; Fungi; Ascomycota; Dothideomycetes; Mycosphaerellales; Mycosphaerellaceae.
AUGAAGUCUCCCAUCCCGGAUUACCUCAAUCGAGUCCUCGACAAUGCCCGCGCCGAUGAAUCUGGCGCUCCUGCCGGCUAUAUCGAUGUGCUCCGUCAAGCCGAUACCUCCCGACUAGCCGUGGCCAUCGCAAUGGUGGACGGCAACGUCUACAGCGCCGGCGACGAUGAAGUCGAAUUUUCCAUCCAGUCCAUCUCCAAAGCAUUCGUCUACGCUCUCGCCAUCGAGGACGCCGGUCUCACGCAGGUACUGAAGAAAAUCGGAGUCGAGCCAUCCGGCGACGCUUUCAACGAGCUUUCGCUACAUGAAGGUUCAAACCGCCCUAUGAAUCCGAUGAUCAACGCCGGUGCUAUUGCCGCUCACUCACUGGUCGUCGGCCCCGACGCAACUUCAGAACAGCGUACAGAUCGGAUCCUGAAAGUCAUGUCCAAGCUGGCAGGCCGGCAAUUGCAUGUUUGCGAGGAGGUCUUCGAAGCUGAGAUGAAGGACUGGGACCGCAAUAUGGGGCUUGCACAUAUGCUCAAAGCCGCUGGAAUUCUUCGCGGCGAUCCUCGCGAGGUUGUCAGAGGCUACAUCCGACAGUGUUCGAUCAACGUCACUGUUCGGGAUCUUGCACUCAUGGCUGCGACGCUGAGCAAUGCUGGCUAUCAUCCGGUCACUUCUGAGCGUAUAUUCCCGCAUGCUAGUGUAAGACAGGUCUUGUCAGUUAUGACGACUUGUGGGAUGUAUGAUGCAGCGGGAGAUUGGGUGUCGCAUGUGGGCAUACCAGCGAAGUCGGGCGUGGCGGGUGGGAUUCUCGGUGCUUUACCUGGACAAGUUGGUCUUGCUGCUUUCUCGCCGAAGCUGGACGAUAAGGGGAAUAGUGUGCGUGGUGUUGCUAUUUGCGAGCAGUUGUCGAGAGAUAUGGGACUACAUCUCAUGGAUGUUUCGCAAAUCGCUCGCUCCACGGUCAGCACGAGCAUUGCAAAUUUGAACACGGCCGAUGACCAUGCAAAUUGCCGGCGUCGAGUUGCCAUUUUCCACAUGCGUGGAGCAGUACGCUUCGCUGGCUCUGAGAUAUUGACGAGAGCCUUGGUUCAAAAGCUUGGAGACGCAGAUCCGAGUGAUCCCGAGUCUGGAGCAUAUGCAGACGCAUGCGCGGUGGUACUGUCGUUUGGAGAAGUCUUCUCGCUGAACAAAGUCGCACGACGGAUUGUGCAUGAGAAUAUCAACCGCUUGCUGGCCGAAGGGAGAAGGGUCGUCGUCAUUGAUCCGACGGACGUGCUGCGAUGGGAGACGGAAGGCAAGGACAUGCAUCCUGAGGUUGUUGGGAACCAGGACCAGGCGAGAGAAUCCAUUGGCGGAGCCGGGUGCUCUGCUACAGUGGAGCAGAGCUGGUGA